Mercenaria mercenaria is the source of this 1503-nucleotide messenger RNA. RefSeq lists its product as uncharacterized. The transcript is spliced from 7 exons. NCBI's taxonomy places the organism in Eukaryota, Metazoa, Mollusca, Bivalvia, Venerida, Veneridae. Bases 1 to 732 code for a protein of 243 amino acids. The record is from RefSeq and is a predicted model, not a curated record.
AUGUCUAACUCUACUCCUCCUUAUUCAGAGGUGCCAAAGAACCAGGAGACAUAUGGUGUUUUAACUCCCCGUCCGUCUGUGACGUUACCUGUCAACUCCUACAGUUUAUGUCCAACUGAAGUGAAAUUUGGUGGAUUGUCCUUCCAUAAAUUUGAUGACUGGUACAUUACAAUAGCUUUUCCAGGUAGUUUUGCACGUUCGGAACAGACUAGUUUCUACAACGAUGGCAAACAGGUGAGGAAUGAUCUGGCUGUACAUAUAGCAGUGUCGAGAUGGCCAGAAGAAGUUCGCCAACAAUUGAAGGAAGCAGACAGGAAAUGGUUCAGAACCGACAAGCCACUUUCACAGACCUUGGUGAAGUCUCUUACGAAACACAAAGAGAUGCAGAAAUACGUUAGAGAAGGAAUUUCUGUCCUGAGUAACAAUGGUGUUCAGGCCUUCAAGAAAAAACUGAACCAAUGGAUGAGUGAGGAAGGAGUUGGGAAGUAUAGAAAAGGCACAUCUUCCGAGGCUUCAUCUACCAGCAGUGUUCCAGUUGUGAGUGAAUCUGCUGUUGAAACAAACCAAGUUUUCAAGAGCAAGUUUAAUGUUGGUGAUUUGGUCAUGGCUAAAUGGAAUGAUGGCAAUAUGUACGAAGCGAAAAUAAAAAGAGUAGAAAUUGUGUAUCAUGUGCAGUACCUUGAAGAUAAUGUGCAAAAGAAGGUGUCAGAGGAUGACAUAGCGGAGAAGUAAAUUUCCAGAGAAGACAACUGCUAAAUGACAUUUAUAUGGUCAUUUCCGUACCCAUGUGCUUAUUCAGAGAUCUAGAACAUUUAGCUAUUUUUUUCAGUUAAAGUUCUACUUUUAUAUUGACAGCUACAUUUAGUCCUCAUUUUAAAAAUUGUCUCCAUCAGAAUGCAAAACAUGUAUAUUUUUAUGUGAAUAAAUAUUAUUGGCUAAGUUUAUGAUAAAUUAAAUGCUCGGCUCAGGCCCCAUUACAGAAAAAAAAAGUGGAUUGAAUUAGUUGCUGGUGAACUUUCAGUAUUUUCCAAAUAUAAUGUGAACUAUGAAAGGAUAACUGCAUCUUUAAUAUUUUUGGUAUUUACUGUGUUUGUACUUUUGUCAGUUCCAUGUAUAACGAGUAAGUGCAAGAAUCUGGUUUAAGAUAUAAUAUAUCUCGUUUAGUGAUUUGUCGCUGAAAAAAUUAUUGCUUGUAGUUCAAAUAUGAAGGAAUUAUUAUACGCAUCUGAACGACAAACAGUGAUAUUAUUCAAGAGCAAAUCUCUACAUGAGAUAUAUUAUUUUGAUUCUUAUAUGUUACCAAUGAUUUUAUUAAAGUACAUCCUUGACAGCAUCCAUUAAAUAUUUGCUUGUUUUCAACCGGUUUGUAUUCCAACACGCCGCUUUGCAGUGUUACGUCAGAACAAUGAAUGUUGUAUAAAUAAAUCACUAUUUAGCCUUCUUUGUUUAAUAGGAAAAUGAAUUGGGCAUUGUUAGAAUAAUUCAAGCUGUAUGUUUACAUUC